Messenger RNA from Micropterus dolomieu (smallmouth bass), 1223 nucleotides. Its product is annotated as ninjurin-1-like. The transcript has 4 exons. The record is from RefSeq and is a predicted model, not a curated record. Gene Ontology annotation, biological process: cell adhesion; tissue regeneration. The coding region runs from base 237 to 572 and encodes 111 amino acids. Gene Ontology annotation, cellular component: membrane. NCBI's taxonomy places the organism in Eukaryota, Metazoa, Chordata, Actinopteri, Centrarchiformes, Centrarchidae.
UGUGUUGUGAGAAAAAGAGGAAGGCUUCAGUUUCGAGGAUGGGACUGUGAACACUGCUGGUUAUUUCAUGUUCGCAGAGAGUGUGUGAGUCAGGCUUUGGCCUUGAUGCGACCGAAUCUUCAGUGAGGGUGCUCAGGUGUUGCUGAACAGUCAGCCCAAGUGUUCAUUCAGCAGAAGUGCUCCGAAGGAAGGCCUCCAAUCCAGAUGCUUGGUUGAGCAGCCCAGCCCCUCUGAACAUGAACCACUAUUCCAAUAAGAAGAGUGCAGCUGAGAGCAUGCUGGAUGUGGCUCUACUGAUGGCCAACGCUUCUCAGCUAAAGGCUGUGCUGGAGCAGGGGCCAAACCUCUCCUUUUACACCCCCCUCAUCACCCUGAUCAGCAUCUCCCUCUGUCUGCAGGUCACAGUCGGGGUCCUACUUAUCUUCAUAGUUCGAUGGAACCUAAAUGAUGAGCAAAAGCAUCAGAGGCUGAACAUUAUGGAAAGCUUAGCCACAGGCCUGGUUUUUUUGAUAGUGGUAGUCAACAUCUUCAUCACAGCCUUUGGAGUCCACAGGCCGAACCGCGGCGACUAACCAAGAACACACACAGGAAAGGAAGAGGAGGAAAAGUGUCGCAAAUCUCCUGAGAUCAAACACCCUAAUCUCUCCAACAGAGUUGUACUGUAUAUACUAUCUUGGAUGUAUAUUUUUCUACACAUUCAUUAUUACAAUUAUGAAUCAGUAUCAUAUUAUAUGAUAAAUGGAGAAACACUUGAAAUGACUAUGGCAUGCAUCCACCCUGAAUACAAGUCUGUCUUGAGCAGUCAACAGCGUUUAAUGUAGCAUUUAAUUAACUUAAUUCAUUCACUUGAUGGACUCAGUUUGAUUGUCAUUCAUUAAUGCAGGACAUGCUGUCUGUUGCCCUCAGUUGUCAUUGUUAUAGCACACCACAACAUUUUCCAUCAUCCUUGUUUCCCACUUUGGUGCACUGGAUGAGGGAGCAGUGCCCUCUAGUGUAUUUUUUGAUGCUGUUCAGAUAAACGAUUUACCAUCUCUAUGUAAAGUUCACUGCAGACAAAACAGUGCCAGACACAAACCUUGAAAAUCUAAUCAUGGUCCUGCUCAUUACUGUGAAUGUUACUAUUAGACUGCAAUACCACACAGUAUUUGAUGCUAAUUAACUGUAUGCAUUUCUAUGUAUAUCUUUGUCUUACUAGAUUGAAAAUAAGAUACAACUCCAGGUGA